AUGGCAGAAGGUUUAUUAUCGGCAGAUUACAGAGAUGGGCAGAGUUGGGCUUCAAAUGGAUCAGGGAAGUCGAAAAGUCUGCAGAACCUUACAAUGCAGCUGAGGAAGUGUUGUAACCAUCCAUACCUCUUUGUCGGUGAUGAUUAUAACAUGAGACAGAUCGAUGAAAUCACUCGAGCCUCAGGCAAGUUCGAGCUUCUUGAUCGCUUGCUUCCCAAGCUACGUGCCACUGGCCACAGAAUUCUCCUCUUCUCACAGAUGACCAAACUGAUGAACAUCCUCGAGAUCUAUCUGAGGCUUCAUGGUUACAUGUACCUUAGACUCGAUGGCACUACCAAAACUGAGGAAAGAGGGGCUAAGCUGAAGCAAUUCAAUGCUCCAGACUCACCCUACUUCAUGUUCCUUCUCAGCACCCGUGCUGGGGGGCUCGGGUUGAAUCUGCAGACUGCUGACACGGUGAUCAUGUUUGAUAGCGAUUGGAACCCUCAGAUGGACCAGCAGGCGGAGGAUCGUGCUCAUCGUAUCGGGCAAAAGAAGGAGGUUCGCGUUUUUGUGCUGGUGAGCGUUGGUUCGAUCGAGGAGGUGAUCUUGGAGCGAGCGAAGCAGAAGAUGGGAAUCGAUGCGAAGGUUAUCCAAGCGGGACUUUUCAAUACCACAUCCACAGCUGAGGACAGGAGAGAGCUGCUACAGGAGAUAAUGCGGAAAGGAACGAGCGCACUGGGGAACGACGCACCAAGCGAGACCGAAAUCAACCGGCUGGCAGCUCGAUCGAAGGACGAACUCAUACUCUUUGAGGAAAUGGACAGGGAGAGAAAACGAAAGGAGAAUUACAGGGCCCGUCUCAUGGAAGAAAACGAGGUCCCCGAAUGGGCGUACAAGAACAUCGGCAAGGAAGAUAGUAAGCCCAGCAAAGGGUUUGAUCACAAUGCCGUGCUGGGGAAGCGAAAAAGGAAGGAAGUGAUUUACGCCGAUACUUUGACCGAUCAUCAGUUUUCCAAGGCCGUUGAGAAUGGAGAACUUCCAACGGCAAUGCCAGCUCGGCUGCGAAACGAAACUCCUCCGCCACCGAAAUCGGAAGGUAAUCCAGUACUUGUAGGCCAUUCUGGUUCUGCCAUGAAUGAAAGUGCAGCGACGACGAUGAGUGAAGGAACUAGUGAAGAGACCACCACCACCACCGGGUACACUCCGGUAGCGCUGCCGAAAAGAAUUGUAGCUGAUGAUGCGGUAUUCGAGCCACGGAGUGGAAGCAGCAGCGUGAAUUGGAGCGGGCAGAUACUGACUUGGAAUACGCAUAAGAAGAAGAGAUCCAACUAUCCUACUGCUCCGAGUUCAUCGUCCGAUUCAAGGAGCACAGAGUUCCGACGGCAGAGGUAAUGUAAUAAUGGCUGCUGGAUCUGAUGAGAUCCUGAUCAAGGAAAAACAAUUAGGAGGGCAUUGUACGGCAUUGUAUUCAGUGCCGAUUUCCCCCAGUUCCAAGCUCAGCGUCCGAUUGAAAGCUGAAUGUAUUAUUGAAUUCGGGUUAACUGUGUAACAUGACCAUAUUAGCAAGA
Molecule: messenger RNA, 1550 nt
Organism: Linum tenue
Lineage: Eukaryota; Viridiplantae; Streptophyta; Magnoliopsida; Malpighiales; Linaceae
Source: the annotation of a GenBank genome assembly